AUGCAUUUCACAGCUGCUUCCUUGGCUCUUUUGGCCGGAGUUGCUGCCGCUUCUCCUCAACCAGGUCACUACCACCCAAAGCGUAUUAACAACGGUACCGUCUCUGCCACCACCGCUACUGAUAACGGACAAACCACUUUGACCGUUUUCGCUACCACCGUCCGAACCAUCACUUCAUGCGCUGCUUCCAUUACCAACUGCCCAGCUCGUGCCACCUCCAGCGCUGAGGGAGCUUCCACCACCCCAGAAGUCAUCGUCGUUACCGAUACCGUUACCUUGGCCACCACCGUUUGCCCAGUCGCUGAGGCCGAAUCUGCUAGCUCCGUCAUCACUAGCAAGCACUUGACAUCUGCUCUUGCAUCCCUCUCAUCUGCCAUUGCCAGUGCUGCAAGUGAAAGCUCUUUCUACGGUGCUACCACCACCUCUGCUAUCCCAGCUGCUUCCAGCGGAGUUGUUGGUGCUACUAGCCCAAUUGCUUCAAGUGCUAUCGCAUCCUCAACCGCUCUCGGUGUUAAGACUAGCCCAGCUUCCUCCCUAGCUGUUUCCUCUCUCCCAGCCGCCGCUGUCUCCAGCGCUCUCGGUGUUGAGUCCAGCUCAGCUUCCUCCGGUGUGGCCGCACUAACUGGAUCUUCCCCAUCCUCGGUUGUUGUUCCUCUCGGAACUGGCGUCGUUUCCGCCGUCCAAACCGUUACUGGUAACCCUAGCCACACCUUGACCUACACUCUUGGCUCUGGUUCUUCCACCACCGUUGUCACCACCACCAUCAUUGAGACCUCCGCCUCUACCAUCUACGCCACUGUUACCCCAACUCAAACCGUUGCUACUUCCUCUGGUGCCGGAUCCCCAGCUGGUUCCGCCGCUGUUUCUUCCGAGGCUGGUGAAUCUACCACCUCCCAAACCACCACUGUUUACGGUACCUCCACCUCUACCCACUACGUCACCGUUUCAGCUGUUUCCUCCGGACCUGCUGCUACUACUGGUCUCGCUGGUGUUACCGCUAUUGCCUCGGGUGCUGGAUCUGCUUCCCCAUCCGCCACCGCUGGUGCUUCCUCUGGAGAGUCCACUGGUACUGGAUCUGGAUCUUCAGGUUCUGGAUCAUCUGGAUCUGAGACCUGUGCUUGUGCCGAGGCCUCUACCGUAACUGUCACUGCUACCGUUGCUGCUCAAACCGUCACCGUUACCGCCGCUGCCGCUGGAUCUGAUGCCACUGGUGCCCUCUCAGGUAUCCAAACCGCUAUCGUCUCCACCAACUCUGCCGCUGCUACCACUGACGCUUCCGUCGUUGUUAGCACUGCUACCGUUGUCCCAAUCCCAGCUACCACUGCCGAUGUCACUUCUAUCCCAUUCUACGGUAACGGAACUGCUGUUACUUCCACCAAGAAGUCCAAGUGUGCAUCUUCUGGUUUCUUGACCAGCAAGGCUAAGCCAACUGGUGCCAAGCCAACUGGUUACUAA
Messenger RNA from Botrytis porri, 1455 nucleotides. RefSeq lists its product as uncharacterized. The transcript is spliced from 2 exons. Lineage: Eukaryota; Fungi; Ascomycota; Leotiomycetes; Helotiales; Sclerotiniaceae. The coding region runs from base 1 to 1455 and encodes 484 amino acids. The record is from RefSeq and is a predicted model, not a curated record.